CAGAGAGGAGAAACAACUCUGGGCGACACCUGCAAACAAACUCCCAACCGACUCUGUGUUUGUGAAGCUGAGACUGAGCAGUAAUGCGGAAUAAGGUCGUGAGAGGUGUUACUGAUUAUUAAGCGCAGAAGCAACAGCAGAGAAACUUUUUUUUUGGUUUUUUUUCGUGCGAGUUCCCGGACAGAUCGGCCCGAGAGCUGAGAGAGGCGACAGCAGGCAUCUGGUGGAUGGAGAGAAAAUGGAGGUGAACAGAAAAGAGGUGCCUCUUUAUGGACAAGUGGAGGACCAUGUAAGGUUACAAGAAACCAAUGCUCCUGAAGACGCAGAGUUUUAUGUCGUUGUACAAGGCUCAACGCUUACACAUGUGACGGGAGCAAAAAGAGGAGAUGAUGGGCUGACCCUCUGCUUCACAGUUCCCGGCCAUGCCCUUGCGGAAGUUGUCUCUGUCACAUCCUACUUUUGCGCAGAGGACCAAGUCAAGCCAUGCAAGGGGGAAGUAUCUCUUGAAUACCUCAGCGACGUUGCUCAGGAAGCUGCAGAGUACCUGAGUGCAAGCAGGGACCAGCUUGGCCCCCAGAGCUACCUAGAAGUCCUGAAUAGGUUCUCCACGUGGACGCAGGCUGCGGACGAGGAGCUCCCUACUGUAGGGUCAGACUGCGGUGAGAAGGAUGUGCGGCGCAGACAGAGUUCAGGUGAUGAAGCUGGUCUCAGGCAGCUGGAUGAGAAGAUCACGCAGGCCAUGGCCAACAUGGAUUACCCUCCGCAGUGGAAGAACAUUGACAGUCAGCCUAGAGAAGCAGCUGAGCUUCAGCCCAAAGAAACCCUCCUUCACCUCGCAGUGCGUUUGGGUUUGGUCCAUCUCUCCCGUUUCUUAAUUCACCAACCAAGAGGUCAAAGGGCAUUGACUUUACCCAAUCAGGAGGGGGACACACCCCUCCAGCUGGCUCAGAAGGAUGGACAGCAUGCCAUGUUCAGGGUGCUGGCAGCUCCUCCAGGUCCUGUAGUCGGCCCUGUUCCAGGUGUGUGGUGUGUGUGGUCCGACAACUCCUGCAUGCUCAGGUUUUGUCCCAGGACAGACUCUCUGACCCUGACUGUGCGGCAGACACCCGGCAGCUGCCCUCAGGAUGGCAUCACGAUCCUCCGAGACAGACUGGGAGACAAAAGCAUCCUCAAACUGAUCAAUGUGUUCAGAGCUGAUAGUGAGGUAGACAAGGGAAGCAAAGACGAAUUCCUUCCUAGUGAUGAAGGCAUUAGCAAGGAGCUCCGAGUGGAAGAGCAUGUGCUGGUGGACAAUGUUUUUGAAGAACAGCUUGUUCUGUCUUUGGAUGACGACGAUGAUGUUGAAGAGUACACAUCCUCAUUAUAUGUAAAUGGGCAUCCCGUGCAGUCCAGUGGAGUCCAGAGCCAGUUCACCCAGUGUGCUACAGACCCUCUGCUCUCCAUGAUCAACACCAGCAAUCAGACCAUCACACAGCAGACGCAGGCGGAAGAUGCCGACAUCCAGUACAGCGUCAGCGGAGUGACCAGGGAGAGCACAGGGACAGACAGCGGGUUAUGGGAUACAGUAGACUCAGAAGAUCUCUUGCUAGCAACCGACACUCCUCCACCCUAUCCUGAAGAUUUCUACUCUCCCUGUUCUCCCCCACUCUCACCUGCUGACCAGGCCCUCGCCAGGCUGAACCGUCCCGCCUCCUCUGAGACGACCACCCAGAGAGAAAGUCCACCCAUGGACAGCUGUGACCUCAGUCCCAGUCUAGUGGCUCUGGAAGUGGACAGUGAAGAGGACAGCACUGAGACAAAGUCUCCGCUUUCCCCGCUCUCUUCAGAUGUUGAGAAAAGUGAGGUCAAAAGGGAAAGCUGUCGUCCCUCCCCUGACCUCACUUGCACCCGCAGCCAAUCGGCCUCCUCAGCAUGUGAACCCACCACAAAAGAACUGGGUGACCCGGGGAUUCGACUGCGUUCGUAUUCCUACUCUUCCCCUAAAAUCAGCUUGCGUCCUGCUCGUUUUUCCCGGGACAACCACACUUCAGAUAUCAGCCAUGAUGCCGUGCUCCACAGUGUCAGCCACAGCCGAUCUCUCCUUCAGGCCCUCUCUCUGUCUAAAUCUCUGUCUCUGCUCCAACCUAGUAAGCAAAGAGCAUUCGGUAUAUCAGAGCAGUCGCAAGAAAAAAGGGAGAUUAGGUUCCGUAAGCGAGCCCAGUCUGCUGAUGAUGAGGGCAGCAUGGAGCUGGCAGAGUCCCUCCAGCAUCUCACCCUGUCUGAGUUCCUCAAAGAAAUUGAAGAGGAGGAGUUAGAUAAGUACAACAUCCCGACAAAGGUGGAGUCAGAGAAGUACAAAGUCAUUCGCACCUUCAGUUUUCUCAAGAGCCGGAUGUCCAGUACCCGCAACAAGACCAAGGCGAAGGGGAAGGACAGAGAGGCCAAGGAUAGGCAGCUGAAUGGACAUCGGUUUAACACAGGCUCCUGUUUAGGCCCCACCGUGUGCAUGGUGUGUGAGAAACCAGCAUCUGGAAAGGACCUGCUGCAUUGCUCAAGUUGCCCUGCUAUUGUCCAUAAGGGCUGUAAGGAAUCUGUUCCCCCAUGUCUGAAGAAACUUCAGGAUAAGUAUGCAGUUACUAUGGUGAAGAACAGGACAGCAUCCCUCCCACAGAAUUUCACAGUUAGAGACAAUCCUCAGUGUGUCAUCCCCAUCUCCACCUCUCUACCUGUCAUGGCCCCUAAGGAGAGAAAAGACACUGCAACCCAGUUGAGCCCCCUCUCUGGGAGUUUCGCGUACAGUGACAGUCGGCUCAGCGAGAGUUCCGAGACAGAGUCUGAUGCCUCCAAGGUGACCAGCCGAUCAGAAGAGCUCCUGCCGACUCCAGUGUCCUCCACCUCCACUGACUCAUCCUUUGGAGAAGACUGCGUGGAUGCUUAUAUCCACAGCGACAUGUCAGUUGAUGCUGUGGAUUACGAGGCUGAGUCAUGGAGUCUGACAGUAGAGCACAAGUUCUGCAAGAAGCAGGAUAAACGAGCUGUCAAGAGGCAGGAUGUUAUCUACGAGCUGAUGCAGACUGAGCUUCACCACUUACAGACGCUACACAUCAUGGCCGAGGUUUUCCGGCGAGGUAUGAAGGAGGAAGUGCAGCUGGAUACAGAAGCGGUGGAGCGGGUCUUCCCCUGUCUGGACCAGUUGCUCCUCUUCCACCACGCCUUCUUUGCCUCCAUGAAGGAGCGCCGACACAGCUCAGCACGGCCGCAGGGACACAGGAACUACCUCAUCCAGCAAAUCGGAGACGUUUUGCUCCAGCAGUUUUCAGAUGAGAACAGAGACAAAAUGAAGCAGGUAUAUGGAGAAUUCUGCAGUCGUCACAACGAAGCGGUCAGCUUUUUCAAAGAGCUCCAGCAGCAUAACAAGAGAUUUCAGAACUUCAUUAAGCAACAAGGUAAUAAUUCUUUGGUGAGACGGAGGGAGAUCCCAGAGUGCAUUUUGCUGGUAACCCAAAGGAUUACAAAGUACCCAGUGCUGCUGGAAAGGAUCCUACAAUAUACUCAAGAGGAAACAGAGGAGCACACCGACAUUUCCAAAGCACUGUCUCAGAUUCGAGAGGUGAUCACGGCCGUGGACCUGAGUGUCAGUGAGUACGAGCGGCAUCAGAGGUUACAGGAGGUGUGGAGCCGCAUGGAGAACCGCAGCGCAGCCAAGCUUAAGAACGGCAACACCUUCCGCAAGCAGGACAUGAUGGGGCCGGGACAAACGCUCAAACACCAGGGCCUGCUCCUGUGGAAGACUGCCACUGGUCGGCUCAAAGAUGUGCUGGCGCUCCUUCUCACAGAUGCACUCAUCUUCCUGCAAGAAAAAGACCAGAAGUAUACAUUUGCCACCGUGGAUCAGAAGCCUCCAGUCAUCGCCCUGCAGAAGUUAAUCGUGCGAGAAGUAGCAAAUGAGGAGAGAGGGAUGUUUUUGAUCAGCGCAUCAGCCGCCGGGCCAGAAAUGUAUGAGGUUCACUCAUCAUCCAAAGAGGAACGGAACACCUGGAUGAGGCUCAUUAGAGAGGCUGUAGAGAGCUGUCCGGAGGAAGAAGAAGAAUACACAAGUGAGUCUGAAGAGGAGAAACGAGCUGCUGAAGCUCGUAUUCAGAAGAUCAAUAAGUUCCAAGAGAGUCUAACGAGCCUGGACCAGCGGAUCUGCUCCAGCCUGGAAGAGAAGCUGCAGGUCUACACAGAGCUCUCUGCUCUGAGUGGGAGGACGGAUGCUUCGCUGGUUGAACCGCGACUGCUCGUCCAGCCGCACUCAGAGGAGCUGCCCCAGGCUGCCGUGUUGCUGGCUGCAGCUCUGCAAGAGGCUGAGAACCUGAAAGUCACACUGUCAUCCAAGGCCUGUUCUCCAUCGAGUCCCAGCCUGGACUCGGACACAGACUCUGUGUUUCCUGUCAGCCCUGCUACACUUGCACACUCUCCCUCAGACUUUGAGGCUUCACCCGAAAACCCUGAGACCAGUGAUGGGAGUUGGACAGAGGCCUUUGUGCUUCAGUCCCCAACUCUCUUGCAAACAGACCGGGAUGACAUCAACUUCAAGGUUGCUCAAAGUGUCCAAAGCCUGACUCAGUUACUCUACAGUCUGCAGGCUACAGUGACCAUCCAGGACAGCUGCUACGAGGUCCAGAGGCUCCUCCUCCAAGAGACUGGUCGGCCAUCCCCACGCGUGCAGCGACCGCACCUUCCAAGCAUCCGGGGAAACACCCUUCAAGAACAGGAAAAGCAGCGUAACCUGGAGAAGCGGAAGGAGGAGGUGGUGGCGGCUCAGCGUCUCCAGGACCGGCUGCGCCAAGAGAAGGAGCGCUGGGAGAGGGAGUGCCAGGCCAGGGAGAACCAGCAGGGGGAGCAGGAGAGUCGGCUGGAGGAGCGGGAGAGGCAGUGCCACCUGGAGGCGGAACGGCUGAGGCACGAGAGGGAAGAGUUGGAUGAGCAGCUGGAGGAGUACCAGCAGAGCCUGGAGCGUCUCAGAGAGGGCCAGAGGAAUGUGGAGAGGGAGCGCGAGCGGCUGGAGAACCAGCAAAAGCUGCUCCAGACCUGGAGGCAUGGCCGGCAGAGGAGUCUGCCCACUGUGAUUCCUCACAUGGUCAUCCCUCUAGAUGUGCAGCAGGACUCAGCACCAAGUCAGUCCAGAGACCACGCUGGUAAUGGCUCCGUGUUUGUGAAUGAGGCCGCGUUCGCCGGCACCAGCGUCAACAACCGCCACGUCCACCACAAAAGAAUCGACCCCAGCGCGCACAAUUGUCUUAACACCCUGCUGGCAAGAUCCAACAGCAGACAGAGCCCCAUAGCUAAGACUCCCCUCAGUCCACACUCAGAGUCCCAGGGAUGGGUGAUGGGGUCAGGAUACCUCUACAGCCCUGCAGGAAGGCUGGGACUGCAGCACGCGCCGAGUGAUCAUAACAGUUACAGCUACAAUGGAGAGACCUGGUCGUCGACAGCAAGCGGAGCUGACCCAUAUCCGAUGCUCCCGCAUCCCGGUGACCCUCAGCUGGAUCUCAGUGCGCUGGUUUCUAUGGAGACUGACAGCGGUGGGGAGGAGGGCGGCGAAGAAACCAUUGUGUACCUCUGAAUGUUGAUACAUUUCAGAAACUCUAAACAGCCAACCCAGCACUUAGAAAACGAUAAAGACAUUUAUGAAGCAUCAGGAUUGGAUCCAGGGUGGCUUCAGAAAGCCUUUCUCACUUUUACAUCUUUCAUCAUGUUUUUUUUUUUUAUAUUUGAAAGAUUGCUUUGUGGUGUUUUUUUGCAAAGUGUAAAGUUACUGGAAACAUAGAGAGAAUGAGAGAUAAAGAGACUGAGGUUGUUUCAGACUCAAUCUCACAUGUGUCAUGCACCUUAGCUCGAGGCACCACUGGGUGUUAAAUUUCUCUUUAUUUUCAGUUUUUUCUGUUUGUGUGGUCUUUAUUGACUGGGUCCCUGCAGCAACACAGUUAACCUUUCCACCUUCUUCUUACUGUCCCUCCCACACUGCCUUCCUUUCUCAGGUCCCACAUAUCUCGUCCCUUGAGCGCUCUAUUUAAUAAAUUUACCACAAGAGGAGAAAAAUCAGCCCAAUAUCAGCAGAACGUCAGGCUGCAUCUCUCUAGCGGGUGAUUGUCUUGGAGUAAACUGGCCCUCUUUCAUUUAUCAGACAGGCUUUGUUUAUGUACGAGCCGAAUGUGAAGCACAAAACAUUAGGAUUGAAAGAUGAGGUGCGACAGCGUCAGUCCCACGUUUUUCAGACUCACUGCCUGUAGCCAUCAUUUAUUUCUUUUUAUCUGUAGCAUGUUUUUCUUGUUAGGAGACACAAGCCCGUGUGGUUUUGAGAGAGUUGUUGCAGCUGUGCUAAUAUGUCAUGCUAAUAUGUUUUAUCAGAGUGCACAAAUUGAACCCGUAAAAGACUGAGAAAACACGUUCUGAGCACAACUCCUCCUGCAAAAAGGGAAAGGAAGUUUUGGUGCGGGAAUAUGAAAAGGAAAACAUGUUGGGUCAAACCAUUUUUUAGCACCAAUGUAUUAUUUUGCAGCAAUUUUCAUGACAAAUGUCGGACUACAUUUUUGUUUUUGUUUUCUUUCACUCCGUCAUUUCUACCCACACUAGCAGCAUGGCUCUAGGGAAGGAAACACAGUCCAACAGUUUGGUCCGGACUGAAAUAUUUCAAAAACUGUUGGACGGCCAUGAAAUUUUAACAUUCAUGGGUAUAAAUCAAUAUUUUCGUGAUACUAUGACUUUUCCUCUAGUGCCACCAUUAGACAGUGUGGGUUUUUUUUGGAUGGAUUGUCAUGAAAUUUGUCAUGGCGUAUCCCCCUCAGGUUAAAUUAUAAUUAUGUUGGUUAUCCCUUUACUUUUCAUCUAGCACCACCAUCAGGUCAAAAUUUCAAUUUGUUCAGUGCUUUGGUUUAUGAUCAAAAGCACCUAAAAAAAACUAAUGACAUUCCCAUCAGCCCCGGCUACUUUGUGCUUAGUUUUAAUUAGCAAACGUUAGCAUGCUAACACUCCAAACUAAGCUUGUGAGCAUGUUAAACAUUAUGCAUGCUUAACAUCAGCAUCGUUAUUGUUAGCAUGCUGAGAUUAGCAUUCAGCUCAAAGCACUGUGCCUUAGUAUAGCCUCACAGAGCCGCUGUAAACAGUGGAAGAUAUUGUCCUGAAAAUUUGUCACAACCAUCCAGAACAAUAUGAAGAUGCCUUAUUGAUACUGUCAUGCUUAACACUAAACUAUUACACUUGAAUAUUCAUGUAGUAUAUUUACAUAUUAUCUCUCAUGGGCAUUUUAUGUGUAACGAGGUCCCUGUGCCAAUGCUUUAGGUGUCUUUAGGUGUUUUUUUACAGACGCUAUAAAAGAUUGGUUUAAUAACUGUUGUAGUUUCCUAAUGGGACAAUAAGGCAGUGGCAGUAUUUUGAUGUGAUCAUACCAUGUAUAUAUGUUUGCUUUUAUUUAUUUAUUACAUUACAAAGAGUUUUCAUGUUUUACAGUGCUUUAUGAAGGGUUGUAUUGUACAUAGUUUACCUGCAUGAACAGAUGUGUAUUCGUUCGUUCGUGUUGUGUGCUCAGACGUGGCUGUAUUGAUAAAAUUACUUUAAUUGAACUUGAAACAGUGCUUUGUUUUUCUUUAGGAUUUUAAAUGGGGCUCGGUGAAACUGCUUACAACACAAACACAAUGUUCAGCCUGGGUACAAGUAUCACCUCAGUUUAAUGGUCUGAAUGUGAAGCGUCUCCAACAGCGUAAACAGAUGUGUGAGCGAGCAGCCUGUUCAGUUGCCAGCAGUGACAGGUGGUAGACCAGGUGCAUGAAUGUCAAUGAUUUCCUGUCUGACUGUACCU
This is a messenger RNA of Morone saxatilis (striped sea-bass), 7819 nucleotides long. RefSeq names its product Rho guanine nucleotide exchange factor (GEF) 28a (gene arhgef28a). The transcript is spliced from 36 exons. Gene Ontology annotation, molecular function: guanyl-nucleotide exchange factor activity. Lineage: Eukaryota; Metazoa; Chordata; Actinopteri; Moronidae. Bases 239 to 5587 code for a protein of 1782 amino acids. Gene Ontology annotation, biological process: regulation of Rho protein signal transduction. The record is from RefSeq and is a predicted model, not a curated record.